CAGGACUCCUCUUGGGCCAAUCAGCACCAAUGUUUUGGAGCACAGUAUGUUACCCGCCAGGCAUGAAACAAAGAAGAAGAAGUGCUUAUUUGCCGAAGGAAUGGCGUGACCAGUGACCACUACCAUGGAUUCGGCUGGGACAAAUGCGGUCUUUUCCUGCCCCUUUUGGAGCCAGAGGAAAUCGCCGGGCUGCCGGCGUGUUCAAGGGCCUUCCAACCACUCCACACCAGUCAAAGAAAUAGAAGUUACAUUUUAUCUCUUACCAAAAAUUGUUGAGCGCACUCCCAAAGGCAGUGAAGACGUUUUCCAUCUGCAAGCUGGUUUGGGACGCAGGUCCACGCUGAUACCAGAGAACUACACCCAUGAUGAGGUCCUUCUCUAGUAUGCCAAAGGCAAUGUGCCACUCCUGUCACACCAGCUAUCCACUGCGAAUCCUAGCGCUGCAUGUUGAAACAUGCAAGCCUUCAGAUACUUAUCCACUGGAGGUGUGUACAGACCCAUUGUAUGGAUAAUGUUGGGAGCUUGAAUACAAUGUUUUAAGAGAACAAAGAGGAGGCUCAACAUUACAAUGACCUGGAGGAACAUGCAAGCGAGUGUGGAGAGAGCAAAGCUGACUUCAUUCCUUCAAGUUCUUCAUCUUCAGAACAAAAGAUGAGCAUUUCUAGCCUUGAAGAUGUCCUGCAGGCCAUCUCUGCUGCUUUUAACAAUGAGGAAGAAUUUCCUCUCACUGUAUCAAGAUCCCAUGUGGUGGAGCAGGGCCUUGCUCGAUGAAAGCGACAAAAGAAGGCAUUGCCUACUAGUCGGUUAAAAAUCAGGUUCAUGGGGAGGCGGGCCUUGAUACAGGAGCGUUACGGAAGGAGUUCCUCACAAGUCAAGCAGCUUGGAUUUCCCGGCAUUGUAUUAUUUGAUCCACUUUUCUUCAACCGAUCACCAACAAAAUGUAAUCAUCUGUUCCUUUUCCCAUUAUCAACAUUUCCUUAAAUUUUAGUUGAAAUCUGUUCAUAACUUUGAGUUAUUUUGCUAACAAACUCCAUCAAAACCAUAGCCUCCUUGGCGGAGAUAAAUAUGAUUUACAUUACAUUUAAAAAAAAAAUUGCAAUAGAAGUGACAGUUACAUGAGAUGGUUGCAGCCAGGGAUUGAGCAGAAGCUCUUUGAGGGUGACCAGACUGGAAAAUGUCCCAAAUAUUCCCUGUUGGAUCUUGAUCAAGGAAAUUUCAGAAGUGCUGGUGAAAUCUGGGCUGCAAGUCUGGCUCAAAGCGGACCACCACCCUGCUGCCUCAAACUUUGGUGUUACAGGUACUUGUGUGAUGGGGAAAUACAGAUUCAGCACAUUUCCAAAGAGGAUGUCUCUGAUGCGGAGUAUAUAUCACUUCUCUCUCCCAAGUUGAGUCGGCCACUGAGGCUACAAGAACUGAUUGAGGACAUUUUGAGCUGUGGCUAUAAUGGACCUGUUAAUGUUGAAAAGAGGGAAGAAAUUCUUCGUGCUGUUGUUCUUCAUGCCAUACUUCAGCUGCUGCCCCUACUCUCCCAGCUACGUGAAGGUCUAAAACUUUAUGGUCUCGUUGAUCUAAUGGACCAAUACCCAAACAUCUGCCAACCACUCUUUGUCCCUGGGAUGGAGGUGAAGGCUGAUGCUGACUUUGUCUUUGCGGCUUGUCAACCUGAGUUCAGCGAGAAGGGCUCCUACAAAGAACGGUUGGAAGUGAGCGUUAUGAAUCAUCUCCAGGGCUUCUUGCAGGAGCUGGAAGCAUGUGUACUUCCAGAGGUGGGUGACACAGUAGACUAUCUUGGUCACCUGUCCCCCAGUAUGUUUCUCCAGUGGCUCACAGGACAGGGCCACAUUCCUGUCUUACCAGAAGAGAAGAGAAACUUCAGAGUCUUUGUGCAGUUCAAUCACACCUGUGACAUCCAGUAUGGUUCACAUAGAGUGUGCAUGUAGUAAUGCAAUCCACCUACCUGUUAAGCAUAUGCAAACUUUUGCUGAGUUCAAACAAGUGAUGACAGGCCUUUCAUCUAGGGCAGGCAUUUCAUCAGGUUUAAGUGAAAUGU
This is a messenger RNA of Pimephales promelas (fathead minnow), 2050 nucleotides long. The record is from RefSeq and is a predicted model, not a curated record. NCBI's taxonomy places the organism in Eukaryota, Metazoa, Chordata, Actinopteri, Cypriniformes, Leuciscidae.